GCCCCUCCUCUUCCAGGUUCAGGUCCUGCUUCCGGGACUCAGCGCCGCGCUUCUGGGAAGCGCCGGUCCAGGAGCUCCGCAAGUUACAGGAGAACCAGGCGGGGCCGUGGUCCAGCGAGGCCUGGGAUUCAGAAGGCAUGAAACUUUCCUCAACGCUUGGACACCGGCCCCUCCCCCGGGUCUUCCUGCUUCUUCCCCCUGCCCCUGGCUCCCGCCUCGAGCCACCCUCUCUCGCUCCCCAACGCCUGCACCUGCGCCGGUUACUGGGGGCGGUGAGUGGAGGCCAGAAGCAGAGGCGAUGCCGGCCGGGGGCGGGCGGUGGGGGGGCUUCUGGGAGCAGCGGACCCGGCAGCUGCAAAGCCAAGUGCGGGCCAAAGAAGACAAGAUAGCAGAACUGGAAACGGAAAACGCUGUCCUUCUUCUGAAAUUGGCAGAGUACAAGGGAAAGAUUGAAAAGAGUCGCACUGAGGCCACGCGGAUUUCCACCCUGUACAACAAACAGCAACGUCUGCAGAGAAACACACGCUCAGCCUUGAGUCAGUUGGAUCGUGUCAUUCAGAAACUUAACCAGGAUAUACAGGCGUUUCAUUCUUCUUCUCGGGCACUCCUAAGAGAUUAUCAGGAUGAGUAUCAGGACCGUGUUUCUGCGAUAGUGACCGCGGUGCAAAGAACACGGCAGAGCGCCGAGACCCUGCUAGCGUGCCAGGCAAAGGUGGUGCACCUGGAGCAGGCCUUGCAGGACGUCAGUGCGCGUCAUCAACUGGAGAGGCAGAGAAGGAAGGUCCUGCACAACAGCCUGGUGGAGCUGAAAGGAAAUAUCAGAGUUCACUGUCGAAUUCGUCCUUUGUUGCCUUUUGAUAGUGAAUCCGAUGAUCCAGUUUUGCAGAGCAGCUCCACCUCUAGAGAAGUGGCCCAUGCUGUUGAUGAUGAAACAGUUCUGGUGAAAUGUGAUCGUCCUGGCCACCCUCUGAUUAAUAAGACAUAUCAUUUUGAAAGGGUUUAUGGUCCAGCAGAGUCUCAGAGUGCGGUCUUUGGAGAUGUGCGCCCCCUACUCACGUCUCUCUUGGAUGGGUACAAUGUUUGUGUUAUGGCGUAUGGACAGACGGGCAGCGGGAAGACCUAUACCAUGUUGGGACCCCAUUCGGAUGACGGCCCUGUGUUGCCGCUUGACCCACAGAGUGACUUAGGAAUUAUCCCUAGAGCAGCUGAGGAGCUCUUCAGGCUCAUUUCGGAAAAUCCCUCAAGAAGCCCAAAGGUUGAAGUCUCCAUAGUGGAAGUUUACAAUAAUGACAUUUUUGACCUUCUGGCCAAAGACACUGUUGCAGCAGUGUCGGGGGUCAAGCGUGAGGUGAUGACAGCCAAGGACGGACGAACAGAGGUUGCGCUGCUGGCCUCUGAGGCUGUUGGCAGCGCCUCAAAACUGAUGGAGCUCGUUCGUGGAGGUCUGCAGCUCAGAGCAAAGCACCCCACCCUGGUGCAUGCGGACUCUUCCAGGUCUCACCUGAUAAUUACAGUGACUCUAACAACAGCCACCUGCUCUGAUAGCACUGCAGACCAAGCCUGCAGUGCUACCCUCCCCAGGGAGCAAACAGAGGCAGGAAGGGCAGGAAGGAGCCGCAGAACUUCUCAAGGGGCCUCAGCUCCACAGCUGGUUCCCAGGGACCCCGCAGGGCAUGCGGAGCAGGUGCAGGCCCGGCUGCAGCUCGUGGACUUGGCGGGCAGCGAGUGCAUUGGUGUGUCCGGGGUGACCGGGUCGGCCCUGAGGGAGACAGCGUGCAUCAACCGCAGCCUUGCAGCCCUGGCAGACGUCCUGGGGGCUUUGUCGGAGCACCGCAGCCACAUCCCGUACCGGAACAGCAGGCUCACCCACCUCCUUCAGGACUGCCUCGGUAACCGUUUUCCCCCAAAUCCCCCAAGAUGGGAUACCACGUGCCCCAGGACAUGUGCACACACGUCCAGCCUGCACAUCCUCAAGGGCCACCCGUGUACCCCCUGCACCUCCUGUGCCCUCGCUGUGGCUAGCUGGCACUCCCAUGGCACGGUGGUCAUUCUCCCGCACUGUCUCACCUCGGCCUGGUUGCUUGCUUGUUUGGUCUGUGUGUGACUUGCCUACUGGUCGGACUCAGUUUCUCAAGGGUGGCAGCCCUGACCCCUCUCUUCACCAGGGAGUCCACCAGGGCAGCUGAGGGCUCUCUAGGCUGCUGCUGUGUGUGUGGCGUGGGUCCCUCCAGCUGUAUGGACCUGCUUAGGCUGCAAGUUCCUUGGGUCUUUUGGGGGCAGGUGCCAGAAGCCUGGACGCAGCAGAUGAAGCAUCAGUGCCAGGUGGGGCACAGGCAGCCUCCGUGCAGAGUCAUCCAGCUGUGGCUGGAUCUGGGCUUUGCAGUUUGCGGGGGAGCUCAGUUAGUGCCCCCUCCCCCCACUCAGACUCCAGACCGGUUGAAAGGGAGGACCCGAGGAAGCAUUGCUGCUGCUGGGUGGCCUCUGCCAGGGCUGGGCUUCCUGGCCAGGGCUGGGCUUCCUGGCUGAGGGUCCAGGUGGAGUCCCCCAGAGGUGGCCCUGGGCCCUGUAGGCCCUGUCCUGAGAAACGGCCACCGCAGGACGGCAGGGGCACGUGGCCACCACAGUGGAGGCUCCUCCUUCCUGGGAGGACCACCCUGGGAGGUGGUGGAGGGGCCGCUGGUGGUGCUCGGGACUCGGGGAGGCCAGAAUGUUCCAGACACUAUCCCUGUCUCUCAUUGUGGGGUAUUUCCCCCUCUCAUGGCAAACUGGCUUCCUCGGUGAAUAACGGGGCUGUUCACAGAAUCAUAUUUUUGGAUUCUACCUCUAAGACAGAGACCACCUGGUACUCUUGGAUUCCAAAGCUUGUAGCCCCAACCGAGAGACGGGGCAACCUAGGCUGGGUGCACAGCCCACCGUGAUCUCAGGGGUGGCACCACAGGGCACACAGUGCCCGAGAGCCAGCAGUUCCCUCAGGGAGCCCCGGCCUUGGCCUCUGGGGUCUGCGCUUUUCCUCCCCUUAGCUCUCCCUGCCUUCUCCGUUGGUUUUGGUUUCCAUCUGUCCCGCUUAACCCUUGCUACGGGUCCUGAAGAAAAGGAAGAGACAGAAUUCCCCCAGGAGGAGAAGUCCUGGGCACACAGCCCCUGCCCCAGUGGAGCCUGAGGGAGCCACAGGGCCGUGAACAGCAGGUGUGGGCAUGGGGGAGCUCUGGAAAACGCAGUCCCAGGGGGCCGAGCACACCGCAGGGUCAUGUGCAGACUCACCGUAGGGCUGACUUCAUGCCUCCCUCCCAAUUCCCGGGACACAGGAGUGUGAGAAGGCCUGCAGCUUCCCCGGGCCAGGGGUGCUAGUGACUGGCUGCUGACCCUCCCGGACCCGGGUGAUGGGUGCUAGUUACCGGCUACUGACCCUCCCGGACCCGGGCGAGGGGUGCUAGUGACCGGCUGCUGACCCUCCCGGACCUGGGCGAGGGGUGUUAGUGACCAGCUGCUGACCCUCCCGGACCUGGGUGAUGGGUGCUAGUGACCAGCUGCUGACCCUCCCGGACCUGGGUGAUGGGUGCUAGUGACCGGCUGCUGGCCCUCCCGGACCUGGGCGAGGGGUGCUAGUGACCGGCUGCUGACCCUCCUAGACCCAGGCGAGGGGUGCUAAUAACUGGCUGCUGACCCUCUUAGACCCGGGUGAGGGGUGCUAGUGACUGGCUCCUCACCCUCCCGGACCCGGGUGACGGGUGCUAGUGACCGGCUGCUGACCCUCCCAGACCCAGGCGAGGGGUGCUAGUGACUGGCUACUGACCCUCCCGGACCCAGGCGAGGGGUGCUAGUGACUGGCUACUGACCCUCCCGGACCCAGGCGAGGGGUGCUAGUGACUGGCUGCUGACCCUCCCGGACCCGGGCGAGGGGUGCUAGUGACUGGCUGCUGGCCCUCCCGGACCCGGGCGAGGGGUGCUAGUGACCGGCUGCUCACCCCCCCAGACCCCGCAUCCCAGGAGCCUACCAGACGUGGCCAGUUUCCCGCUGGGGCGCCGGGCAGCCCUCUCUGCAGCUGCCCCUCUCGGGCCCUGGUUGCCAGCACGUUGGCACUUCCAGAUGCCACUCUUUCCGGCUUGCAUGUUGUUUUUCUUUUUUAAAGGAGGUGACGCGAAGUUACUGGUGAUUCUGUGCAUUUCUCCCAGCCAGAGGCACCUGGCGCAGACGUUGCAGGGCCUGGGUUUCGGGAUCCGA
Molecule: messenger RNA, 4222 nt
Organism: Cercocebus atys (sooty mangabey)
Lineage: Eukaryota; Metazoa; Chordata; Mammalia; Primates; Cercopithecidae
Gene: KIF25
Product: kinesin family member 25
Exons: 14
Coding region: 299-2104 (601 amino acids)
Biological process (GO): microtubule-based movement
Molecular function (GO): ATP binding; microtubule binding; microtubule motor activity
Source: RefSeq, a predicted model, not a curated record